This is a messenger RNA of Trichoderma breve, 2379 nucleotides long. Its product is annotated as ricin-type beta-trefoil lectin domain-like domain-containing protein. Gene Ontology annotation, biological process: carbohydrate metabolic process. NCBI's taxonomy places the organism in Eukaryota, Fungi, Ascomycota, Sordariomycetes, Hypocreales, Hypocreaceae. The transcript is spliced from 2 exons. Bases 1 to 2379 code for a protein of 792 amino acids. The record is from RefSeq and is a predicted model, not a curated record.
AUGAAGACCCUUAGCAUUUCCGUCUUUGGUGUUGCUGCCAUUGUCCUCUCGGGACGUUCCGUAGCCACCAAUUUCUUGAAUCAUAGCCAGUUGCUUUCCGGAUUUGAAGACCCCAACUGGUUCGAGCAGAACAUCCCAUUCCUUGAUGUUCCCAACUCACAGAUACAAGCCGUCUACUACUACCGUUGGCAGACUUACAAGGAGCAUCUCACCUACACCGGUGUCCAGUAUGGCUACAUGCUCAGCGAGUUUCUAACGCCAGUCUCUUAUGGUGCGCCGUACGGAGGCGUCGUAGCCGCUGCAGGACAUCACAUCAUCGAGGGUCGAUGGCUUCGGGAUCAGAGAUACGUUAAAGAUAAUAUUAAUUACUGGUUGGCUGGCCCUGGCACGUUCCCUAAACCGCAAACUGAUACUUACAAUCUCGACACCUCUGAUUGGGCCCACGAAUACAGCUUCUGGGUAGCCACCGCCGUGUGGCGCCAUUAUCUUAGCCUCGGGCUUUACUGGCAAGUCCCUGUCUGGGAUGCCAGCGAAUGCACAGCAGCAUCCUAUCAGACCAGCGAUCCUUACCACGGUGGUGCUGGCUAUAGGCCUACCAUUAACGGAUAUCAGUAUGGAGACGCUCGUGCUAUCGCAUCUUUGGCCACUUUGAAGGGAGAUACGGCCUUGGCUUCUGAGUAUACAAGCCGAGCCAGCGCUCUGCAGACGGCAAUGCAGAAUACUCUCUGGGACAGCUCGCGUCAGUUCUUCAUGCACCGGCAACGGGACAACAACCCCUCGGGAGCACUGCUCACCACUCGUGAGAUUAUGGGUUACUUUCCGUGGAUGUUCGACAUGCCACAAGCGUCUGGCAUCGCCGCCUUCUCCCAGCUGAAGGAUUCUCAGGGCUUUGCGGCUACGUACGGACCUACCACUACGGAACGACGAAGCCAAUGGUAUAUGUAUCAAGGCGCAAACUGCCUUCAAUGGGAUGGUCCAUCAUGGCCAUAUGCCACCGCGCAAGUCCUCACCGCUGUGGAAAAUGUGCUCCAUGAUUAUCCCGCGCAGUCAUACAUUACAUCGACCGAUUACUAUAACCUUCUUGUUGGUUACGCCGCAACCCAAUAUAAGAAUGGCAUCCCUUACGUGGCCGAAGCUCAUGAUCCCGACGCCAACCAGUGGAUGUACGACACUUAUAACCAUAGUGAAGACUACAAUCAUUCCACUUUCAUUGACAAUGUCAUCGCCGGACUCCUUGGCCUACGCGGACAAUCCAAUGAUACUCUGACUGUCGAUCCUCUCGUGCCGUCCUCAUGGGACUACUUUGCGCUGGAGAAUGUUGAGUACCACGGACAUCAAGUAACAGUCAUCUGGGACAAGUCUGGUUCGCGUUACAACCAGGGUUCUGGUUUAAGGGUUUUUGUUGACGGCACCCUCGCUGGCACUCGUUCUACUAUCGGCUUGCUCACUGUCAACGUCGGCAGUGCAGUUAUCCAAACCAUCAACUCUCAGGUCAACAUCGCCGCCAACACCCAGAAGUUCUCAUCAGGGUCAACACCAUUCGCAUCCUACACCUCGCAGUACGACGAUGUCUGGAGGGCCGUCGACGGCAUCGUGUUUCGCAAUGCCGUGCCCCAGAACAGCCGCUGGACUUCAUACCAGAGCCCCAACGCUCAGGACUAUUUCGGCGUGGAUCUCCGAAGGUCGCAGGCAGUUUCUAACGUCCGGCUGUAUUUCUACACCGACGGCGGCGGCGUGAAGCUGCCCUCGAGCUAUGAUCUCCAGUAUCUCUCUGGUAGCACCUGGGUCACAGUCCCCGGCCAGCAGCGGAGCACAGCCUCCUCGGUGUCAAACACACUGACUCAGAUCACCUUCCCGACAAUCACCACCUCGCAACUUCGUGUCGUGGCCCCCAACCCGGGCGGCGGAUCAGGUUGGGGUCUCUCCGAGUUCGAGGUGUGGACUGCAGCUGUCUUUCAGAUCAAUAAUCUGAACAGCGGCAAGCUCAUGGGCGUCCAGAACGCGUCCAAGACCAGGGGCGCCUACAUUCAGCAAUAUGAAGACAACGGCACCCGGGAUCAUUUGUGGCAGUUUGUCAAGGCGCCUGGAGGCUGGUACAAGAUCCAGAACCUCAACAGCGGGCUCCUGCUGGCCGUCGAAGGCCAGUCAACGUCCAACAGUGCGCGUCUUCAGCAGUUGCAAGAAGAUGGAACAGACAACCAGCUUUGGCGAGUGCAGUCAAACAGUGACGGGCUAUAUUUGAUAAAGAAUAAGAAUAGCGGGCUGGUGGUUGGAGUUGAUGGCGAGUCCACGGCUAAUAGCGCCAACGUCGUCCAGUUCCAGGACAACGGGACCAACGACCAUCUAUGGAGCUUGCUUGCGGCUGUGCCCGCUAGUUGA